This is a messenger RNA of Fusarium redolens, 1836 nucleotides long. RefSeq lists its product as uncharacterized. NCBI's taxonomy places the organism in Eukaryota, Fungi, Ascomycota, Sordariomycetes, Hypocreales, Nectriaceae. Gene Ontology annotation, molecular function: calcium:proton antiporter activity. Gene Ontology annotation, biological process: intracellular calcium ion homeostasis; calcium ion transmembrane transport. The record is from RefSeq and is a predicted model, not a curated record. The coding region runs from base 90 to 1553 and encodes 487 amino acids. Gene Ontology annotation, cellular component: fungal-type vacuole membrane. The transcript is spliced from 3 exons.
CUUUAUUUCUCGGCCCUCUCUCCAACUGAAACCUUGUUACGCUUUCUGUGAUCAAGCUUAUUGAGCAUUUGUUUGUUCUGUUAGCGAUAAUGGCGAGCAAUAUCCUCCCAGGCCAUGGAAGCAAUGGCUCUGGUCACAGAGAUGAAUCAACCCCGCUUCUGCCGCAAAUCUCAAGUCACAUUGCCCAUGAGGGCGAGAGCGGAAGAAGCGGUUUCCAUCCACGACAUUUCCUCUCUGUUCUCUGGCGAAGCUCUUGCACCGCGUCGAAAUGGGUCAACAUCCUUUGGCCUUUUGUGCCUAUCGCCAUCAUCCUUCAGUUCUUCUCAGGCCUGCAUCUCUGGAAGUUUGCUACCGCGUAUAUCGCCGUCAUCCCAACUGCCAAUCUGCUUGGAUUUGCUGGACAAGAGUUCGCGCGAAAACUUCCCAAGGUAGCUGGUAUUCUCAUUGAGACGACAUUUGGAUCCAUCAUUGAGAUUAUCCUCUUCAUCGUCUUGCUUUCGAAGCACGAAGUCAACUCGCAUGAGGACAACGGAGAUGAAGGCAAUCUCAUCCCCAUCAUCCAAGCAGCAAUUCUCGGCAGCAUCCUGACUAAUCUACUUCUCUGUCUUGGCCUGUGUUUCUUCGUCGGUGGCCUCAAGCAGGCCAGUCAAAAGUUCCACGCCAUUAUCUCAGAGGUUGGCACAGGACUCCUUCUCGUCGCAGCAUUUGGUCUCCUCAUUCCCAGUGCAUUCUACUCCGCCCUCAAAGCCGAGGUUGUACCCGACUUCCCAGGCUUCAGGGUUCUGCACGAGAAGUUCACAGAGGGUAAACUCCAAGACGAUGUUCUUCGCAUCAGCCAAGCAACAUCUAUUGCGCUGAUUAUCGCCUUCUUCUUCUACAUCUGGUACCAAGCCAGUAGCCAGCACAGUAUUUUCGACGAAGUUAUUGAGAUGGAUGAGCAUCGAGAUGCUGAUCGUGAGGCCGAUAUGGAGAAGCCAAAGUUUACCAUGACAGAGACCAUCGUUGCUCUGUUGAUUGCUCUCGCUUUUGUGACUGCUCUUCUCAUCUUCCUCGUUGAGAAGAUUGAGCAUGUUGUUGAUAGUGGAGUACCGGAUCAGUUCUUGGGUCUUAUCCUUUUGCCUUUUGUUGAGAAGGCCGCUGAGCAUCUGACAGCUAUUGAUGAAGCAUGGGAUGGAGUAAUCAACGUUGCUCUAUACCACUGUCUCGGACCAUCUAUUCAAACUGCCCUUUUUAACGGUCCACUUGUUGUUCUCGUCGGCUGGGCCAUCGGAAAGCCAAUGGACCUAAACUUUGAGAUCUUCAUGAUCGUUCUUCUUGUCUUGUCCAUCUUGGUUGUUGGAAACUUCCUUCGUGAUGGCGAGUCCAACUGGCUCGAAGGAGCACUUCUUGUUGUCAUUUAUGCCAUUAUUGCUAUCGCGUGCUGGUACUAUCCAAACCCUGACGUAGCUACUUCCAAUGGCCUUGAAGGUUCCGAGAUGGUCAAUGUCACCAUGAGCGUGGACACUCUGCGUCAACUGCAGCAACUUAUCAAUGCACAGCUGCCACAGAAUUAGGCCGUUUGCUUGGCUUAUGGUGAUGUAGGUUUCAGGCUGCCUAAGAACUUACGAGAGGGGGAAGAUGGGAAGGUUGCUACUGAAAGGGGAGGUUGUCUUGGCCUGUUCAGUAUGCUUCCGGGCGUGAUUUUACGUUUGAGAUGGACAGUUUCGAGUUAUUGCGUGUUGCGGAGAUAUUGAGAUUACUGAGGGACCCUUUUGUUUUCAGUUAUUUACAGUAUCUUGAUCCAUCGCUUAGCUAUCCGAACUAUUGCUUCUCAAUUAUCAAGACCUGACUAUCAUA